Messenger RNA from Bipolaris sorokiniana ND90Pr, 3150 nucleotides. RefSeq lists its product as uncharacterized. The transcript has 3 exons. The record is from RefSeq and is a predicted model, not a curated record. Gene Ontology annotation, molecular function: protein dimerization activity. The coding region runs from base 1 to 3150 and encodes 1049 amino acids. Gene Ontology annotation, biological process: positive regulation of transcription by RNA polymerase II; SREBP signaling pathway. Lineage: Eukaryota; Fungi; Ascomycota; Dothideomycetes; Pleosporales; Pleosporaceae.
AUGGCUUCUGACCCCUAUGGCAGCCCCGAUGAUGGGCUGGAGUUGGAGCGAAUCGCCGUCGGUCCUUACUGCGUCUUUGACAACUUCAGACUGCACCCGAAGCCCGAGCCGACUGUUUCUGCCCCAACCUCCCAGGACCCAAGCCCGCCCACGACGACGACGUCGGCGGCCACCACCACCACCAUGGAGGAUCCCAUGCUCUCCACUGACUUUCCCUUUGGCACCAUGCGCGGUCCUUGGCUCACCACUGCCGCCGACGACAUGACGCUCACGGCCUCUGCCGACGACACGACCGACUGGAACGAGUGGAUGCACUACAACCCCGCCCAGCCGUCUCAGGACUCCCAGAGCGUGGACACCAAGCCCGUCAACCCACAGGGGCCCGCCGCAUACCCUAGGACCCGCCAGCAAACAUCACCCCAUAUCACCCACCUUCCUCAGUCACAGCCGCUACCACUGCCAUCCACCCUCACUCCCACCACCGCUCCCAUGUUUGCCCAAUCCCACGCCGUUCCUUUUACCUUUGGUCAGAGCGCUGACGUGCCGCUAUCGUUUGACUUUAAUGGCUCUGACCUCAGCUCGCCGCUGACAGGCGACAUGCAACAACAAAACGCAUACUACUCGGCCCAACAAUGGCAACAACAACAACAGCAGCAGCAACAAUCACAACAACAGCAAUUACCAGACAACAACCUCUUCUCGCCUUCGCAAUACCAACAGUCCAACUAUGCUGCACCACCGCCCCCUGACUCCACGCCGAGUCUGCACCACAGCCCAAACUCGCUGAACAACGGCCGAUCAAGUUCAACAUCAUCGCAUUCAUCACCAGAACCCGCCCCAUCAAACUCGAGAAAGCGCAAGUCAUCGGCCGAUUCUGAAGAGCCGGACGAUGAUGCGCCGUCGAGCAAAAAGGGCGGCGCGCCACCCAAGAAGACUGCACACAACAUGAUCGAGAAGCGAUAUCGGACAAACCUCAACGACAAGAUUGCUGCGCUCCGCGAUAGUGUCCCGAGUCUGCGUGUCAUGUCACGGCCAAAUGGCACCGAAGAGGACGACGACCCCGAGGAUCUCGAAGGACUCACUCCUGCACAUAAGCUCAACAAGGCCACCGUCCUAUCAAAAGCGACUGAGUAUAUUCGCCAUCUGGAGAAGCGCAACAAGCGUCUACAGGAUGAGCUGAAUACCAUGAAAGGUCGGGUGGAGAGUUAUGAGAAGAUGGCCAUAUCCGGCCCCAUAACAUUACACGGUCCAGGUGGCGUAUCUGAUAGGUAUCACGAUGACCCCUUCACGCCUACACAUGGUCUAUCCAUGUCUGGACCGCCCCAAGGCAUGAUUCCUGUCCCCGACAACAUUGCCGCUCUUCAACGCGGAUUGCCACCACAGCAACAUUACGCACACGCCUACCCUACAGGAUACGGCGGCCGUCCAGCCGUCGGCCCACCCAUGGUCAACGGACGACGCAGCAGUGCCAUGAUGGGUAAGCUCAUGGUCGGAUCUCUCGCCGGCCUGAUGAUACUCGAAGGACUCGUCGAGCGCGAACAGUCACGAGAAGAGCCAGAGGGCCGGGGCUUGUUCGCUCUACCCAACCUGGUCAGCAUUCUCGCUCCUCGCGUCUCUCUCGGUGCUUCGUCAGCCCAGAUUCCUCUGGCUAAGCUUCUCUUGGUAUUCGGUGCCUUCUUCUACCUCGUCGCUCCCUUACUCGACUUCAAGUCGAAGCCCAAGAAGAAGUCUCCAUCCAUUCUUUUGUCACCUGCACCGUCACUCGCUUCACCUGUCGAGGUACGCCGAAAGGCCUGGCUCACUGCCAUCCAGACAGUCUGGGUACCGCAACACAACUUUGUUCUUGAAAUCGCUGCACUCGGCUUGAAGACGCUGAAGCUCAGCAUGCGCAGAAUCAUCGGUUGGGAAGGCUACGCAUAUCUCACCGGAACCACCCGGGAACAAGAAGCUGCACGUCUCAAGGCUUGGGAGAUUGCUCUAGAUGCUCAACUCACCGGCGGCGACGCAGAGAUUAGCAAGAGCCGACUUCUCCUCACACUCAUCGCCUCUGGAACCCUUCCCGAUACUCCCGCGAGACUCAUGCUCAAGGCUUUGCAUAUCCGAAUUGUCCUCUGGGAGAUUGGCAACAUCGGACACAGCUCCCUGUGGACACUGAACGACUUGAGCGCGAAAUUGGCACGCAGCUACUGGAACAUGGCACGAAGCGAGCACCGCAUUGCUGCAAAUGCAUCCAAGAAGAACAGCGGUAUCGAGCCAUUGCCGGAUCAUCUUGCUGCGCUCAUUGAGAAGGAGUGUGACGAUGUCCUCGUUCCUGCAGUCGUACAGCGCGCAUACAACAUUGCCUGGAACAAGCCCAGCGCCGAGCAAACAACUGUGGAUACUUCCAUGGAUACUGUUGUAGAAGACUUUGCCAUCUGCUCGCCUUUGGAUGCGCUUGCCGCCUGGUACUCGAGCCUCGUAUUAAACAAAGGACUGGCCACGACACUUGCCACCAAGAACUGCACUCCAAAGGCCAACGUUGUCGCAGACCUUGAUCUUGCUUACCGAGCUGCACCUCCCAACUCGCAAGCUCAGCUUCGUGCCCUUGUUGCUCAAGCAGUCGUGCUUGACGAGGGUCGCAAUGAACGCAUUGCAGCAGCUCUCGAGGCCCUUCCAUCCACACCCAAGCCCGCCGAUUCCGGAUUCAUCAACAUUGUCGGCAACGGCUUUGUAGCACCCGACGUGCGCAAGGCUCUCACGCUCGCUAAAUGUAUUUCGCUAUCUACGUUUUCAACCCCCGAGGCACGUCGUCGCGCUGUUUUCGUCGUCAACAAUACCUACCUACCCGAGCCCACCACCACACUCCUUAGUUUUGUUGCAGCCCACAAGGUUCUCACACAGUUCAUGGCCGACGACGGUCUCAAGGCUGACACUAGCCGGGGCCUAGAAAGGAUUGCUAGUUCUCUCCGCAUGUGGAUUGGUCAUGAGACUGGCAAGAGGAGCGGUGUGUCGAACAAGGUCAGGGCAAAGAUUGUCAACAGCUGUCUUGACGCAAGCAAGAGUCUUGUUGGACUCGAGCAGAAGAAAGUGGAGCAGGAGGGGACGAAGAAGAAGAAGGAGGAGUCUGAUGUGGAUGAUGGAUAUGCGAGUGCUAGCGUCAAGGACGACUAG